This is a messenger RNA of Chinchilla lanigera (long-tailed chinchilla), 1399 nucleotides long. It is a transcript of the gene Tmem86b, whose product is annotated as transmembrane protein 86B. The transcript is spliced from 3 exons. Gene Ontology annotation, cellular component: membrane. Bases 530 to 1204 code for a protein of 224 amino acids. NCBI's taxonomy places the organism in Eukaryota, Metazoa, Chordata, Mammalia, Rodentia, Chinchillidae. The record is from RefSeq and is a predicted model, not a curated record.
ACAGAAGGGAGCUGGCAGUCCUCACCGCCAUGCGUCCCCUUCUGCCCUCCCUCAGUGGCUGAGAGCUGGGGAAGUUGGGAGCCCUUGGGCUUCAGAGCCAGGGGUUCCUGCCCAAGGCGGGAGGCUGGGUGUCCCCAGGGUGAGGCAAGUCCUGGCUCCCAGUGGUUGGCACGGGCCUGUCAUCGAGGUAGAGUGGAGCAGGAGCCGCCUGUGCCUGUCCCUCCAGUGUGCUGCUGCACUGGAGCCCCGCGCUGUCCCUUCCGGCUGUGGUUGCUGGGCUUACCGUGGGAGGCACGCUCACUGGCUUCGCCCUGCAGGCAAAGCUGCCAGGUUGCGAUUUGCUGGGUGGCGGUUCUGGGGGUUGAGGGACCCCUUGGCUCCAGUGGGCACCUCAGGGUAGUGGGAAGGCCCCAUCUCGGGCUGUUAUCAGCCCUGGAGUCCACAGGACACUCAGGUUAAUGUGUAACAAGCCCUCUCCACCCCGAGUCCACUAGCUGCCACCUGCAGGGCACCCAUAUUCCAGGCCAGCAUGGACCUCAGGGAAGAGGGUCUGCCCCUGAAGACGCUCUUCAGCCAACACCCCGGGGCCAGCGGGUGGCUGAGCCCUUUCCUGCUCACCUGCUGCGUCUACCUCCUCUGGGGUCCCGAGGCCCCGCCGUCCUGGCCUGCGGCCCUGCUCAAGUGCCUGCCUGUGCUCUGCCUUGCGCUGUUCCUGUGGGCCGUGCCCACUGCUGGGGGCCGCGCCCGGCUCCUCCAAGGGGGCCUGCUGUGCUCGGCCGUGGGGGACGUCUGCCUCGUGUGGCCCGCGGCCUUCCUGCGCGGCAUGGCUGCCUUCGCUGCGGCCCACCUCCUCUACCUGCGGGCCCUCGGCCUCUUUCCUCUGCGGCCCGGCCUGCUGCUGCUCGUGCUCCUGAGCUUCGCGGCCUACCUCAGCCUCCUGCUGCCACACCUGCAGCCUGCCAUGGCCGGGCCCGUGGCGGCCUAUGCACUGCUCCUGGCCGGGGUGCUGUGGCGUGGCCUGGCUCGCGGUGGGAGUGCUGGCCACGGCACACUGCUCUUCGCCGUGUCUGAUGUGGUGCUCGCCUGGGACAGGUUUGUGCACCCUCUGCCCCGCGGCCGCCUGGUGACCAUGACCACCUACUAUGCGGCCCAGGCUCUCAUCACCUUAUCUGCGCUCAAGAGCCCUGAGAGGAAGGCCGACUGAGAGGCCCGCUGGACGGAUGAACCCCUCCUCCCGCAGCGGCCGCCUCCAGCACCGUGUGGGCCUCUUGGGUUCCAGGCCACUCUCCAGACCCUGCCCUGCCCUCUGGGCCUGUGCCUCCCGACCCGUGCCCCUCCUGCCACACCAGUCGCCUGUCUGUUUGCUGAUGCUAAGUAAAGUGAGUGUGGAGAGACCAGA